Messenger RNA from Paramecium pentaurelia, 539 nucleotides. Lineage: Eukaryota; Ciliophora; Oligohymenophorea; Peniculida; Parameciidae. The record is from the annotation of a GenBank genome assembly.
AAUGAAAGGAUUUUUGUAAAAAUUAAUGGGUUAACUUAAAUAGGAACCUAAUUUAACUCAGGCUGGAUAAUUCUUUAAAAAAGUUAGUGGGACUAAUACUUAGAAGUAGAAUGCAAAUAAUCCUCACAUAGUUGAUAAAAUCGAACAAUUGAAUAGAAUCAUAAUUUAAGGGAAAUAAAGAGAUUUUUUGAUGUUGAGAAUUAGAUAAGUAAUUACAGAGGCAUAAUUGGGACAUAACAUAUCUCCAAAGCUAUAAGAUGCUUGUGAAGUAGUGCAUUAUGCAUUAUUAAACAAUAUUCCUGUUUUAAUAUCCAAAGUAAAAUUAGUGCAUCCAGAAUUUGAUUUAUCAGAUUAAGUAAUUUUAUGAAUUAAUGAAAUAGAAAAUAGUUGAUGAAAGAGAGUUUGAAAAGCAAAGUGUCGAGGAGAAUCCUGAAUUAAAAUCAGAAAUUGAAGUUGACACUUUUGCAAAUAAAGAUUAAACUGAAUAUUAUGAAAAUUAAAGGCAUAAAUGGAAAUAACAAUAAAACAAAAAAAGAUGA